UUGGCCGGGGCCGAGGCGGUGGGCGUCCCGGGGGCACCAGAGAGGCCCCGGAGGGCCUCCAGGUCUCGCGUUCAUUCAUUCGUUUAGUGUCUCCUCAGCGUUAGGCUCUGGAAACCAGGUUAUGAAUUAGACAGACUCUGUCAUGAAGCCUACGGUCGGAUAGGAGCUUGCAUGCACGUGUGCAGACGUUCAUGCAAAGGGGACUGGACUCGGAAACCAAGAAACAACUAGAAGAGGAAGAAAAGAAAAUCAUUAGUGACGAGCACUGGUACUUGGAUUUGCCAGAGCUUAAAGAGAAAGAGAGUUUCAUAAUAGAAGAGCAAAGUUUCUCGUUAUGUGAAGAUCUUCUCUAUGGAAGAAUGUCAUUCAGGGGAUUUAAUCCUGAAGUGGAGAAAUUAAUGCUUCUGAUGAAUGCUAAGAACAAAGCAGAAGAAGCUGAAGAUGAAACAGUGGAGCUUGAUGUGUCAGAUGAAGAAAUGGCUAGAAGAUAUGAAACCUUGGUGGGGACAAUCGGAAAAAAAUAUGCCAGGAAGAGAGACCGUGCUAAUUAUGAAGAAGAUGAAAAUGGAGACAUAAAACAGAUUAAAACAAAGAAGAUGUUCUUAAAGCCCCAAGACUAGAGUGAUGCCUCUAGAUGAGGCUCAGGGAUGCCUUGUGAUAGUUAGCAGCAUUUCUGGAAUUCAUCCUGAUGGUGUCUCUGUAGUUAUCAGUACUAUAAUGUUUAUUUGUAAAGAAAUGUAUAAUUUUGGAAACAUGCUGUUUUUGAAACAGACGUGUGAUGGAUGUUAUACAUCCUUUGUUUAACAGUGUUUAUCAAAGUGGCUUUUUACCCCUUGAUGUUCAAAUAUACAUAGGUACAGGGUUGCUUCCUAAAGAUUUUUUGACUCAGAUUUUUUUUAAUACAGCUCUCCAGUCACUGACCUUGAAUUGACUUAUAUAAAUUAAUAGCAAUGUUUAA
Messenger RNA from Cynocephalus volans (Philippine flying lemur), 958 nucleotides. It is a transcript of the gene MPHOSPH6, whose product is annotated as M-phase phosphoprotein 6. The record is from RefSeq and is a predicted model, not a curated record. NCBI's taxonomy places the organism in Eukaryota, Metazoa, Chordata, Mammalia, Dermoptera, Cynocephalidae. Gene Ontology annotation, biological process: maturation of 5.8S rRNA. The transcript has 5 exons. Bases 192 to 620 code for a protein of 142 amino acids.